GCAGGUGGCGACCAACCGUCAAUAAAACCGAAGAAGAAUGAGCGCGCGUGAUGUGUUUGUGUAUCUUCAGUGUUUUCCUCUCUUAAGUGUUUUAUUGAAUGUAAACAGAGUCUUGUCUCUGUUUUGUUUAGUGUUGAGGAGAUGUUGAUGAUGACAAAUGAGAUGGAUGUGAUGUGCUGUAAAUCAGUAGGAACUGAUCUGUCUAUGCUGGAUAUUGAGGAUUUCAUCACAGAAAUCUCUCAGCUGAAGAAAGAGGUGGCGUUACUGGAGACAAAGUUGAGGUUAAGAGGAGAUGAAGGACUGAAGAGAGAGGAUGUGGAUUGUUGUGAAUCUUCAGUGUAUUUGACUGAUGGACGUCUGGAUUCAGUGUGGAUGAGCAGAGAUCAGAGCCGCACACCACAGACACUGCUGGACUCUAAACUCUCUGAAGAGAAAUCCAGACACACACAGAACUCAGAGCUCAGUCUCACUUUACUCGGUUAUACUGAGUCAAAGCCCACAAACACUCAGUACACUACAGUGUGUGACAGUAAACAGAGCUUACAGGAGGAUCAAACCUCCACAGAGUCUCUGGAUUCUGUCUGUAACGCUGGAGAACAGCAACAGAUCCUGCAGACCACAAUGAAGAUGUGUUCAGUUAAACUCAUCGACUGCAAGAACCUGAUGAUGAAGAUAAAAACAGAACCCACAGCAGAUGAAUAUGAAGAGAAACAUAAUGAUGCUCAGGAGUUUAUUAUCUCAGGCGUGAAGAGUGAAUCAUGUUGUGAUGGAGAAAUAACGUCCUCAACAUCAGAAGAGCGACUGACAGCACAAACUCAAGAGAAGAAACUUCAUUCAGAAGAGCAAAGAGAGACGAAGAAGAAGCCGUUUAACUGUGAACAAUGUGGGAAGGAUUUUGUUUUCUUAUUUCAGCUGAAAGGCCACAUGAGGAGACAUAGUGGUGAAAAACCUUUCUACUGCAAUGAUUGUGGCAAAUACUACAGCAGCAAACACAGUCUUUGUAUGCAUAAGAGAAUUCACAAAGAAGAGAAACUGUAUGAGUGUCCUCACUGUGAGAAGAGAUUCAACUACCAACACAUUUUAAAGAAUCAUGUGCGUUCACACACCAAUGAGAGACCGUAUCAGUGCAGUCAAUGUGGAAAAACCUUCACGCAGUCAUGCUCUUUAAAGUCACAUGAAAAAACACACUCUCAAGAGAAACUCUAUCCAUGUUCAUACUGUGAUAAACGUUUUAGGUUUAAAUCUCAUCUGAUAAACCAUGAGAGAGUUCACACAGGAGAGAAGCCUUACGUCUGCAGUGUUUGUGGGAAGAGUUUUAUACAUCAUGUAAAUUUAGUGUCACACCAGAGAACUCAUACAGGUGAAAAACCUUACAAAUGCUCUCAUUGUGACAAGACAUUUACUCAAUCAAGCUCUUUAAAAGUCCACGAGAGAAUUCACACUGGAGAGAAACCUUAUCCAUGCAGUGUUUGUGGGAAGAGUUUUAAUCAGUGUGAACAUUUAUUGAGACACCAGAGAACUCAUACAGGUGAAAAACCUUACAAAUGUUCUCAUUGUGAGAAGACGUUUACUCUGUCAUAUUCCUUAAAAGUCCACGAGAGAAUUCACACUGGAGAAAAACCUUACGUCUGCUCUCACUGUGGAAAAAGCUUCUCUAAUCCAUCUCAAUUCAGAGUUCAUCAGAGACUUCACACCGUUGAGAUGUUGAUGAUGACAAAUGAGAUGGAUGUGAUGUGCUGUAAAUCAGUAGGAACUGAUCUGUCUAUGCUGGAUAUUGAGGAUUUCAUCACAGAAAUCUCUCAGCUGAAGAAAGAGGUGGCGUUACUGGAGACAAAGUUGAGGUUAAGAGGAGAUGAAGGACUGAAGAGAGAGGAUGUGGAUUGUUGUGAAUCUUCAGUGUAUUUGACUGAUGGACGUCUGGAUUCAGUGUGGAUGAGCAGAGAUCAGAGCCGCACACCACAGACACUGCUGGACUCUAAACUCUCUGAAGAGAAAUCCAGACACACACAGAACUCAGAGCUCAGUCUCACUUUACUCGGUUAUACUGAGUCAAAGCCCACAAACACUCAGUACACUACAGUGUGUGACAGUAAACAGAGCUUACAGGAGGAUCAAACCUCCACAGAGUCUCUAGAUUCUGUCUGUAACGCUGGAGAACAUCAACAGAUCCUGCAGACCACAAUGAAGAUGUGUUCAGUUAAACUGGAGGACUGUGGGAACCUGAUGAUGAAGAUAAAAACAGAACCCACAGCAGAUGAAUAUGAAGACAAUCAUAAUGAUGGUCAGGAGUUUAUUAUCUCAGACAUGAAGAGUGAAUCAUGUUGUGAUGGAGAAAUAACGUCCUCAACAUCAGAAGAGCGACUGACAGCACAAACUCAAGAGAAGAAACUUCAUUCAGAAGAGCAAAGAGAGACGAAGAAGAAGCCGUUUAACUGUGAACAAUGUGGGAAGGAUUUUGUUUUCUUAUUUCAGCUGAAAGGCCACAUGAAGGGACACAGUGGUGAAAAACUUUUCUACUGCAAUGAAUGUGGCAAUUACUACAGCAGCAAACAAAGUCUUGAUGUUCAUAAGAGAAUUCACAAAGAAGAGAAACCGUACGAGUGUCCUCACUGUGAGAAGACAUUCAACUUCCAAUCCAAUAUGAAGAAUCAUGUGCGUUUACACACCAAUGAGAGACCGUAUCAGUGCAGUCAAUGUGGAAAAACCUUCAACCAGUCAUCCUCUUUAAAGUCACACCAAAAAACACACUCUCAAGAGAAACCCUAUCCAUGUUCAUACUGUGAUAAAUGUUUUAGGUUUAAAUCUCAUCUGAUAAACCAUGAGAGAGUUCACACAGGAGAGAAGCCUUACGUCUGCAGUGUUUGUGGGAAGAGUUUUAGACAUCAUGUAAAUUUAGUGUCACACCAGAGAACUCAUACAGGUGAAAAACCUUACAAAUGCUCUCAGUGUGACAAGACGUUUACUCAAUCAAGCUCCUUAAAAGUCCAUGAGAGAAUUCACACUGGAGAGAAACCUUACGUCUGCAGUGUUUGUGGGAAGAGUUUUAAUCAGUGUGAAAAUUUAUUGAGACACCAGAGAACUCAUACAGGUGAAAAACCUUACAAAUGCUCUCAUUGUGACAAGACGUUUACUCAGUCAGGUUCCUUAAAAGUCCACGAGAGACUUCAUUCUGGAGAAAAACCUUACGUCUGCUCUCUCUGUGGAAAAAGCUUCUCUAAUCCAUCUCAAUUCAGAGUUCAUCAGAGAGUUCACACCUGAGAGAAACCUCAUCACUGCAGUGUUUGUGGAAAGCUACACUUAAAUCAUCAUAGCGCCUUAAAAUCUUUACACACUGAACUGCAUAUAUUCAGCACGAGUGUUCGAAGCAAUAACAUGCAAGAACAAAAUUAAUUGAUUAAAAGUUUUUUUACCACUGUGUUAAAUUUUCCCUCUUCCAUCCGAUGAAUAAACAGUUCGACCAAUGAACUCUUAGCAUUACGUUUAACAUGUUUAGGAGCUGAAUUAGGUGAAUGCUUGGUUAAAGUAGCAAUGAAAUUAAAAUUAAAAACUGUAAUUUGUUUUGGAA
This is a messenger RNA of Misgurnus anguillicaudatus (oriental weatherfish), 3565 nucleotides long. The record is from RefSeq and is a predicted model, not a curated record. NCBI's taxonomy places the organism in Eukaryota, Metazoa, Chordata, Actinopteri, Cypriniformes, Cobitidae.